UAUUGUACAAUAAUAUAGUAUUUAGUUUAAUAAGUUUUUAACUUUUUUCAGAUAUAUUUGUACUUAUAUUUUUUAUAAACAAUUACAGGUACUUAAAUAUAUCUAGAAAUUGUGGAAAAGCUUCAGUUUUCGAUACUUGUGGCUGUGAUUAUGUUUGGAUAUAUGAACCUCCCAUCGAUGAUGCUUCUGGAGAACAAUUUUGCGGGAGGUUUAUUAAAAGUAAUACAUCGAAUUUGACUUACAUUAGUAAAACAAAGACAGUAGCUUUUACUUUUGUAUAUAAUCAUGAAUAUGGACAUGCCUUUACACUGGACUAUUUUACAAAAAGAAACCGAUUUGUCUUGCAAGGUUAUCCCACAGCGAGUAAUAUGAACAAUGCAAGCCAAUUCAUAUCGUCGCCUUUUUUUCCACAUUUAUACCCCAUGGAUUUAAGCGUUGAAUACGUUAUAAAUUGCGAAACGAUAGAAUCAUGUCGAAUUAGCUUAUUAUUCACCGAUUUUCUCGUGGACCCAUCGUCGAUUAUAGAGUUUUUUGAUUGGACUGGCCAAAGGAUUCAUGUGAUUUCUGGGAAUGUAUUCAGACCGCCUGUCAUCAUAAGCAACGGUCCUUCUUUGGUGGUAAGAUUUUAUGCAAAUGGGGCUUCACACCUUGGAUUUAAAGCUUCCUAUUCAUUCAUUUUGGGAAAUAUAGAGGAUUCUGCAUUUAAACCGCAUAUAGGUUGUGGGGGCAAUGUUAACAAUUUGGGAGGCGGCAUUACAAUGAUGAAUAUGGUUACUGAAGGUACCACGUUGUUUGAUUGUGUAUGGAUCGUUAAACCUCCAGAAAGUCUAAGACAUAGGAAGACUCAUCUAUACGUUAAAGUAGCUACUUUUUUAGAUUUCGCUGGCACUACCGAAUUAACGAUAAAGCAAGGUAUAACCUCAAACCAGCCAUCAGUGGAAGUACUACGUAAUCCUAUGGCACACUAUGGUACUUCAAAACAAGUGGAACAUGUUGUUCCGAUUAACCAAGGUUUCUAUAUCAGAUUACGAGGAAUGUUUACAUCGAAAUCAAACCUGGCCAUAAUUUAUGCAGCUUUUAAUUACAAAGAUUGCUUUGGCGGAUCGGAAUUCUUAUGCCACAAUCUGAGAUGUAUAUCGAUUUUAUUAAACUGUGAUGGUUUCGAUCAUUGUGGGGAUGAAAGUGAUGAAUCCAACUGUUUUCAGGAUCCAAAAGACCACAGAGAGUUUUCCAAAAUACCAAACUUCUUAUUUCCUAAAAUGGAACCAUACUCUGACAUAACAACUGCAACUUUUGUAUUUCUGACCUGCAGUUUCGGUUUAAUUGGCAUUAUUUUAGCGAUGGCACUACUGCUCUACAGAGUAAAUAUGCGAGCACAACAUCAAAGGCAGAUACAAGAUCACAUAGAGACCAUACACGCAAUUUUAGAGGAAGGUGUAGGAGAAGUAGAAGAGGAGAUAAUCGUCCCAGAUGAACCUCCUGACUAUGAACCUCCACCGGAAUACAACGAGUUACUUAAAAUGAAAUUUUUUAAGAACUUUGGAGAAAUUAAAAUGCAUCAAAAACGUUGUCCAAGUUGUAACCUUUGUAACAAAUCAGGUAGAGAUACUAGAUCAGUAAAUGAUAUUAAUAAUUUAGUACCUGGAGAAAGUCUUCAAUCUCACGCCAGCACCAGUACAACCCAGACCUGUUGUAUUUCGCCAUCGGUUCCUAUUCCUGAUUCUCCACCACCUGCUUACGACAAUCUCCCUACGUUUAACAUGGAGAAUGAAGUAGUAAAUGUUAUUAUUGAAGACGUGCUUGACGAUGAUAUAUCUCAAGCGGGACAAUCUGUUAUUUCGACUGAAACCAAUACAAACCAACCAGAAGAAAAUUUCCCAUCUGCAUCUGGAGACAACGCGACAGCAAAAUAUUUUGAAAAUCUCCCGAAACUCUCGACUCAGUUUCUUAACGAGAUUAAAAAGGGUUUCCGUCAUUGCAAAAAGGUCAAUUUUUUAAGAAACGCUAGGAAGGUAGUUAGUUGUUCGGAAGAAAAUUUGGUGAGAUACUGCUCAGAUUCGGAAUUGAUUUUUAGCUCUAGAGGAAAUAUCAAUUACUGGACUAGAGUGGAUGGAUUUAGAUUUAGAAAAAGUUACUCAAGUAGUGCUCUAUCUACGGUAUAAAUUUUUAUGCAUGUUAGAUUUCUACAAUAUUCAUCAAUAAUAUCAUGAAGUGCUGUGUUAAAAUAUAUGUAUUAAUAAUGUGUUUCAAAUAAAGAUAUUAGUAG
Molecule: messenger RNA, 2266 nt
Organism: Diabrotica balteata
Lineage: Eukaryota; Metazoa; Arthropoda; Insecta; Coleoptera; Chrysomelidae
Source: the annotation of a GenBank genome assembly